CCAGGACGAGUCACCCUUGGCCUGCGGCAUCACCUGUUGAAAUUCAGGAGGAAUGGUUUCUCUCAUAUCUGUCUGCCUACCUACGUGUGUCCUUUUCUAUUCCUCUCGCCAUGGGGGAUUCCAACGUGGAUGCCAGCGCCACAGUGUCUGAGACAGUGGCUGAAGAAGUGUCUCUUUUCAGCAUGACGGACAUGAUUCUGUUUUCACUCAUCAUGGGCCUCCUGACCUACUGGUUCCUCUUCAGAAAGAAAAAAGACGAAGUCCCCGAGUUCACCAGAAUUCAGCCAGUGACCUCCUCUGUCAAAGACAGCAGCUUUGUGGAAAAGAUGAAGAAGACGGGCAGGAACAUCAUCGUGUUCUACGGCUCCCAGACGGGGACGGCGGAAGAGUUUGCCAACCGCUUGUCCAAGGACGCGCACCGCUACGGGAUGCGGGGCAUGGCUGCAGACCCCGAGGAGUAUGACUUGGCCGACCUGGGCAGCCUGCCGGAGAUCGAGAACUCCCUGGCGGUGUUCUGCAUGGCCACCUAUGGGGAGGGAGACCCCACGGACAACGCACAGGACUUCUACGACUGGCUCCAGGAGACGGAUAUGGACCUCUCCGGAGUCAAGUAUGCGGUGUUUGGUCUCGGGAACAAGACCUACGAGCACUUCAAUGCCAUGGGCAAGUAUGUGGACAAGCGGCUGGAGCAGCUCGGCGCCCAGCGGAUCUUCGAGCUGGGGAUGGGCGAUGACGAUGGGAACCUGGAGGAGGACUUCAUCACGUGGCGAGAGCAGUUCUGGCCGGCCGUGUGCGAACACUUUGGGGUGGAAGCCACCGGAGAGGAGUCCAGCAUUCGCCAGUACGAGCUCGUGGUCCACACAGACAUAGACGUGGCCAAGGUGUACACGGGAGAGAUGGGCCGACUGAAGAGCUACGAGAACCAGAAACCCCCCUUUGAUGCCAAGAAUCCGUUCUUGGCUGAGGUCACCACCAACCGGAAGCUGAACCAGGGAACUGAGCGACACCUCAUGCACCUGGAAUUAGACAUCGCAGACUCCAAACUCAGGUAUGAAUCUGGGGACCAUGUGGCCGUUUACCCAGCCAAUGACUCUGCCCUGGUCAGCCAGCUCGGCAAGAUCUUGGGUGCUGACCUGGACGUCAUCAUGUCCCUGAACAAUCUGGACGAGGAGUCCAACAAGAAGCACCCCUUCCCCUGCCCCACCUCGUACCGCACGGCCCUCACCUACUACCUGGACAUCACCAACCCGCCACGCACCAACGUGCUCUACGAGCUGGCACAGUACGCCUCGGAGCCCUCUGAGCAGGAGCACUUGCGCAAGAUGGCGUCCUCCUCGGGCGAGGGCAAGGAGCUGUACCUGAGCUGGGUGGUGGAGGCUCGGCGGCACAUCCUGGCCAUCCUGCAGGACUACCCGUCCCUGCGGCCCCCCAUCGACCACCUGUGUGAGCUGCUGCCUCGUCUCCAGGCCCGCUACUACUCCAUCGCCUCAUCCUCCAAGGUCCACCCCAACUCCGUGCACAUCUGUGCCGUGGCGGUGGAGUACGAGACCAAGUCUGGCCGCAUCAACAAGGGGGUGGCCACCAGCUGGCUACGGGCCAAGGAGCCUGCAGGGGAGAACGGCCGCCGGGCCCUGGUGCCCAUGUUUGUGCGCAAGUCCCAGUUCCGCCUGCCCUUCAAGGCUACCACCCCUGUCGUCAUGGUGGGCCCUGGCACAGGGGUGGCACCCUUCAUAGGCUUCAUCCAGGAGCGGGCCUGGCUGCGGCAGCAGGGCAAGGACGUGGGGGAGACGCUGCUCUACUACGGCUGCCGCCGGUCUGAUGAGGACUAUCUGUACCGCGAAGAGCUGACUCAGUUCCACAAGGACGGCUCCCUCACUCAGCUCAACGUGGCCUUCUCUCGGGAGCAGCCCCACAAGGUCUACGUGCAGCACUUACUGAAGAGGGACAAGGAGCACCUGUGGAAGCUGAUCCACGAGGGGGGUGCCCACAUCUACGUCUGCGGGGAUGCUCGGAACAUGGCAAGGGAUGUGCAGAACACCUUCUACGACAUCGUGGCCGAGGUGGGGGCCAUGGAGCACGCCCAGGCCGUGGACUACAUCAAGAAGCUGAUGACCAAGGGCCGCUACUCCCUGGACGUGUGGAGCUAGGGGCAGCCCGGCCCUGCCCCUCAAGCCCCACAGACUUGCUUCUCCCUGUAAUCACCUUCCUCGCUCCCUUCUGCCAGUCUCCUGGCUGGUUUCUUGCCGCGGGAGGUGGGCCGAGGGACCGUCCAGGCCCCAGACGCACCCUCUGGAGCACCCCGGCCCCGGGGCAUGUGGUCAGGGGAGACCAGGGCCUGUGUUUUGUGAACAUCUCCGGCCCUUGGUGGCUGUACAGAAGGGGCUCUUCUCAGCUGAGCUGGGGCCCAGCCCCUCCGCAUUAUUUUCAAUGACUGUAAAUAAUUUUAAAUAAUCUCUGGUCCUUGAAAUAAAGUUCUGUUUUCUGUA
This is a messenger RNA of Lynx canadensis (Canada lynx), 2486 nucleotides long. Its product is annotated as NADPH--cytochrome P450 reductase. Gene Ontology annotation, cellular component: cytosol. Bases 111 to 2147 code for a protein of 678 amino acids. The transcript is spliced from 16 exons. Gene Ontology annotation, biological process: response to hormone. Gene Ontology annotation, molecular function: NADPH-hemoprotein reductase activity; flavin adenine dinucleotide binding; FMN binding. Lineage: Eukaryota; Metazoa; Chordata; Mammalia; Carnivora; Felidae. The record is from RefSeq and is a predicted model, not a curated record.